GAUGGAGGCAGAUCUAAUGGUGGUCUUGUUCCACAGCUAACAUUGGUCUAACAUCAUGAACUUUCUCAUCAGGUACUGUUGAAAUGAAAAACAGGACUACCAUAGGAUGAAAAAUGGGAUGAAAGAGACAAGACGUAUGAGGGAGACGGGCAGGACGAGAGAGACAAGAUGAGCAAGAAAGUGAAAGAUGGUCCUAAAGAGAGAGGACCAAAGCGGGAGGAAAUAAAGAUGGAGACAAAUAGGACAAAAUAUGACAAAUGUUUUACAGGACAAAAAGAGAGACAGGAGUAUGGAAAACGAGAGAGAAUGAACGAAAGAGACAGGCAGGAUGAAAGCAAGAUGGACACAGAAAGAAAAAGAAAGGAUGACCAAGAAUGUGACGUGGAAGAUAGACGGAGCCAAAGAGAGUCGGGACAGAGACAGAAUGGAAGGUCGGGCGACAGGAGUGCAAAGAUGAGGAGGCCAAGAACAUGAGGAGAGACAGAGGGGGCGGGGCGAGGCAGACAGCGAAGUCGUACCACACGUAGUUCCAUGGUGUAGGCUAGUCAUCGGGUGACUGGAGCCGGUGGCCUGAUGUUUAUGGGACCCUCUGACCGCUGAAAGGAACUUUUCUUGUCAACGGUAAGGUCAGUUUUGUGUUCUCCAUUAUGGCGGCCGCAUCAUACGAUCAGCUGUUGAGGCAGGUGGAGGUGCUGAAGAUGGAAAACUCAAACCUGCGACAGGAGCUGCAAGACAACUCGAACCACCUUACUAAACUGGAGACUGAAGCAUCCAAUAUGAAGGAAGUUCUGAAACAACUGCAGGGAAACAUGGAGGAAGAAUCUGGAGACGCAUUAAAGGACAGACUUAAAGAUUUGACCCUUGAUCCUGCAACUUUGAGAUCCCGGUCAAGACCUCCUGUACCUCCUUCAUCCUCAUCCAGUUCGUCCUCGUCUGGUCUUGGAACUCCUGCAGGUGCAACUGGAAGUGCUCCUUCCACCACUGUUGCUGCGCCCAGAAGAGGAGUCUUAUCAGUCAACCGAGAAGGUGGACAUGACCGUUGCCUUGAGGAGCUCGAGAAGGAACGCUCACUCUUAUUGGAGGAAUUGGAAAAGGAGGAGAAGGAGAAGGACUGGUACUACGCUCAGCUCCAGAACCUGACCAAGAGGAUCGACAGCCUGCCACUCACCGAAAAUUUCACUCUACAGACUGACAUGAGUCGGCGUCAGUUGGAGUUUGAGGCAAGACAAAUCCGCUCAGCGAUGGAGGAGCAACUGGGAUCAUGUCAGGAGAUGGAGCGCAGAGCACAGACUCGAGUAUCUCGGAUACAGCAGAUCGAGAAAGACAUCCAGAACUUCGGUGCUCGGCUGCAGGUGGAACCAGUUCAGGCUCAAAGUGAUGGCACUGGACUGUGCACUAGUCUUCCUAGUUCGAGCAGCAUUCUUGAUUCUGCCAGUGAGAGCAGCUACUCUGUUCCCCGAAGAAUCACCAGCCACCUGGGAACCAAGGUGGAGAUGGUGUACAGUCUCUUAUCCAUGCUUGGGACUCAUGACAAGGAUGAUAUGUCUCGCACACUGCUGGCCAUGUCCAGUUCACAGGACUCGUGCAUUGCCAUGCGUCAGUCCGGCUGUCUCCCGCUGCUCAUCCAGCUGCUACAUGGCAACGACAAAGACUCACUGUUACUAGGUAAUUCUCGUGGCAGCAAAGAAGCACGAGCUCGGGCGUCUGCUGCUUUACACAACAUUGUGCACAGUCAACCAGAUGACAAGCGAGGCAGACGAGAAAUCAGGGUGCUCCACCUGCUGGAACAAGUGCGCCACUACUGCGAGGCCUGCUGGAGCUGGCAGGAAAAUCAUGAGCGUGGCAUAGACCAGGAGGACAACCCCAUGCCGUCGCCGGUGGACCACCAGAUCUGUCCCGCUGUUUGCGUCCUGAUGAAGCUUUCCUUCGAUGAGGAACACCGACAUGCGAUGAACGAGCUGGGUGGUCUGCAAGCGGUGGCUGAGCUUCUCCAAGUUGACUGUGAGAUGUUUGGACUCAGCAGUGACCACUACAGCAUUACACUGCGCCGCUACUCGGGCAUGGCACUCACAAAUCUCACAUUUGGAGAUGUGGCUAACAAGGCGACGCUGUGCUCCAUGAAGGGCUGCAUGAGAGCCAUGGUGGCCCAGCUCAAGUCGGAGAGCGAGGAUUUGCAACAGGUAAUCGCUAGUGUUCUCAGAAAUCUGUCGUGGCGCGCUGAUGUCAACAGUAAGAAGACGCUUCGUGAGGUUGGCAGCGUUGGGGCACUCAUGGGCUGUGCUCUGGAGGUCCAGAAGGAGUCGACGUUGAAGUCUGUACUGAGCGCACUUUGGAACCUGUCAGCCCACUGCACGGAGAAUAAGGCUGACAUCUGUGUGGUGGAGGGAGCGCUGGCGUUCCUUGUGGCGACGCUGAGUCAUCGCAGCCACACCAAUACCCUUGCCAUAAUCGAGAGCGGUGGUGGUAUACUACGCAAUGUGUCCAGUCUCAUCGCCACAAACGAAGCGCACAGGCAGAUCCUAAGAGAACACGGUUGCCUCCCCACGCUCCUGCAGCACCUGAAGUCUCAUAGUCUAACCAUAGUGUCCAAUGCCUGCGGUACACUCUGGAACUUGUCGGCACGCGACGCCAAGGACCAGGAAGCCUUGUGGGAGCUAGGUGCCGUGGGAAUGCUGCGGAAUUUAAUCCACUCCCGCCACAAGAUGAUUGCCAUGGGCAGCGCUGCAGCAUUACGUAACCUAAUGGCCAAUCGACCAGCUCGCUACAAGGACGCCAAUGUUGUGUCACCUGGUGUUGGUGCGCCGUCACUGCAUGCCCGUAAACAGAAGGCAUUGAUUGAGGAGUUGGAUGCACAACAGCUUUCUGAGACCUUCGACAACAUCGACAACCUCAGCCCCAAGGCUGCUGGCAGAAAGGGGCGAGGCUGCGCUAGUGGUGGAAUGCCUGCCACGCGCUCAUAUACUAAUACACCAGUGCUGUCAAGCCCAAAACAUGCAGAAGUGCCAAAGCGAAGUGAGCAGGCAGUGGCUUAUGCGCGUCCCAGUGUGCGAGCCUCCAGCGACAGCCUGAACAGUGUGACUAGUGCGGAUGGCUACGGGAAUCGAGGCAAAAACAAGCCGUCCACCGAACCAGUUUACUCACCAGAAGAGAGUCGUUGCUGCGUCUACAGAAAGUAUCCCGCAGACCUCGCCCACAAGAUUCGCAGCGCAAACCACAUGGCUGAUGAUGACGGGGCAGAGCUAGACACACCCAUCAACUACAGCCUUAAGUACUCUGAUGAACAGCUAAAUUCUGGGAGACAGAGCCCCAGUCACCGUGACGAGGAGGAUGAGCAGGAGGUCCGGUUGAGGCUAAGAAACGGAGGGGCUGAUUCAGCCACAAAUCACGUCCCAAGUGGUUCACAAUCUCACUAUGCUGCCACGGCAACAACAGCCUACAGCACAGAGGCACACCAUGAGCAGCCUAUUGACUACAGCCUUAAGUAUGACUCCAGUCACAAACCUUUGUUUAAAACUGAGGAAAACACGCCCCCCACCUUUGCUUCCCCAGUGCCCUCAUCUGCCAGCAAGUCCCGCCCCGCGCCUCCCCCAACCAAUCGAGGUAUGCCAAAGAGCAACCAGGAGUCGACUCAGACAUACUGUGUGGAGGACACUCCCAUCUGCUUCUCCAGAGGUAGUUCACUGUCACCUCUUUCUUCGUCCGAAGAGGAGGAUGGAAUUGGCAGAAAAAGGAGAGGUGCUGCCUCGAGUCGAGGUGGGAAUGACUACCCAACACUUCCUGUCACUGAGAAAGAUUCCCGGCAGCAGAAGGAGGUGGAAAGUCAAACCGCUACUGCUGCCCAAUCAUCACGGGGUCGACGAACUCACCACCAUCAUGGGCACACACACCACCACCACCAUGUAACCACGCCUGGCAGUCGCACCCCAAAGAGCCCGCCAGAGCAGCCUUAUGCUCAGGAGACGCCACUGAUGUUCAGUCGCUGUACUUCUGUAAGCUCUUUGGACAGCUUUAGCACCUCCUCCAUAGCGUCAUCCGUCCGCUCAAGUGAGCCCUGCAGCGGUGAGCCCAGCGGAGUGGUCAGUCCUAGUGACCUGCCAGACAGCCCUGGCCAAACCAUGCCUCCAAGUCGUGCAAAGACUCCUCCUUUGCCACCGCCUGACCUUAAGAUGAAUCUAGAGACGCCAGUUAAGGUGGAGGAGCAACGGCAGGAGGAGGCGGAGGAGAGUAGUGCUGAUGUAAUAUUGCAUUUUGCUACUGAGAGCACACCGCACGGCUUUUCUAGAGCCUCUAGUUUGAGUGCAAUCACUAUGGAUGAGCCCUUUAUUAGUGCUGAAAAAAAGAAUGUGGAAGGUGGCAAAGAUGACUCCAGGAAGGAGGUUUCGAACAAAGAAUUAUUGGACGAUUCUGAUGAUGAUGAUGACAAUGAAAUCCUGGAAGCGUGUAUCCAUAUGGCUAUGCCCAAGUCAUCGCAGAAACACAAGAAACAGCAGCAAGCCGUGCCCCGAAAACCGAGUCAACUGCCAGUUUACAAGUUAUUUCCGCCGCAGAGUCGCAGUCAAUCUCAGAGCAGGAAGGAAGCUCCGCCCCUGGAAGAGACGCCACGGGUUUAUUGCGUGGAAGAUACGCCGCUCAACUUUUCUACAGCAACCUCCCUCAGUGACCUCACCAUUGAAUCUCCACCCAACGAAGUGGCAGUAGUUUCAUCAGUUGGUUCUGUAGCAUUGAGGGGGCAGGUUGGGAACCCAGAAGGAGAGAAUGGUGAUGAUAUUCUGGCUGAGUGCAUUAGUGCUGCAAUGCCGAAACCCAAAGCACGUAAACCAAGCAAAUCCUCUGAUGAAGUCCUGCAACCUCCACAACCCUCUCCUUCUCUUCCCCCACUGGUCGCUCCCCAGUUAGGUCCACAGAAGAAGAAGCCAACUUCCCCCGUGAAGCCAAUGCCACAGCGGCCAGGCUAUGGCGCUGUGGUGAAAAUGAAACCAGGUUUUGCCUUCGACUCCCCACAUCACUAUACCCCCAUUGAAGGCACUCCCUGUUGCUUCUCUCGCAACGACUCGCUCAGCUCAUUGGACUUUGACGAAGACGAGGCUUGUGAGGGUCGAGGCGGGCACAAAGAUGAAGAGGGAAGGAAAGCGAAAGAAGACAAAAAAAAGCAGCAGUUGGCAGCUGUUUCACCAAGAACCAAGCACGUGGGUAGCCACCCGCCUGUGGAUGAGCAGCAAAAGUUUUCCAUCGAAGACACACCUGUUUGCUUCUCCCGAAAUUCCUCUCUCAGUUCACUGAGUGACAUUGACCAGGAGAACAAUAACAAGGAGUUUGCUCCACCCCCACUCAAGUUGGAGGUCAAAGUGGAAGACCCAGAACAGAAAAUGCGCCCGCCCAACCAGACAGAUCCCAAACAGCGGCCCACUGGAGUCUACGCGCCCAAGGCUUUUCACGUUGAAGAUACCCCCGUGUGCUUCUCCAGAAACUCCUCCCUCAGCUCACUGAGCAUUGACUCGGAAGAUGACCUCCUGCAGGAGUGCAUCAGCUCUGCCAUGCCCAAGAAGAAAAAGAAGGCAACCUCUCACUCGACAGUUCCUACCGUUCAUCCUGUGCCCACGACGCAUGUGGUGGCCACAAAUUCCCCCUCUGUGAUCCAGACCCCAACGGCCUCUGCUGUUCCCCCCCUCGCUGGCUCUACAUCUCCUGCUGUCUCUGACCCCCAACCUGUUUCACCGUCUGUUCCUGCCCUUCCUCUAGUUGCGUCUGCCCCACCAAAUGUCUCCAUGUGUCCCCCUGUCCCAAUGACACUCACAGAUGACAGUAUUCUGGCUGAAAAGGAGCUGCUGGAGGAGACACAGAGCCCAACCUCCCCAGAUUCUGAGUCAUUUGAUUGGAAGGCAAUCCAGGAGGGAGCUAACUCUAUCGUCAGCAGCCUUCAUGCUGCUGCUGCUGCCUGUUCGCUGUCUCGGCAACCUUCCUCAGACUCGGACUCAGUGUUGUCGCUUAUGUCAGUGGGCUCCCCAUUUCGCCUCCCGCCUACAAGUCAGGAGGUGGAUGAGGUUGAGAAGAAGGAGGAAGGCCCCAAGAAAGGAGCCAAAAUCCUGAAGCCAUCAGAGCGCAGCACUCUGGAAAUGCGCAAGAAGAAGGAGGAAGAGGAUGAAGAGGAGUGCAAAUCUGUUCGUGGCGGGAAAAAGGUGUACAGAAGUCUCAUCACAGGCAAGCCUCGGACGGAGUCUGCAGCCAGAGGGCGGAGCAAACCAAGGCCAGCCGCUGGCCCGAAAGCUCCUGGAAGCAGUGAUGGAGGGGGUGGCUCCUCGCGGGAGUCCACUCCGUCUCGCUCUUCCACAACCUUUCAGAAGGGUGUAAAGUUGUCCCAACUCCCACGCUCUGCAUCUCCAGGAAGUGGCUCUUCCUCAUCAUCUGCCAGAACCAACAAACACAACCAGAGAAGCCCAGCUGCAGGACUGGCCCGCAGUGAGUCGGCGUCCAAGAUUGCCACGCCUCCAAAAAAGCAGAAGGCAGAGCCUGAAAAGCCGACACUUACUCGGCAGUCAACCUUCAUCAAGGAGACCCCCAGCCCGACGCUUAAGAGGAAGCUGGAGGACUCAACAGGAACCUCACCAGCACCAGAGCCACUAUCUAGCCCAGACGCUUCUCUGCCAGUGAUGACUAGUAAACACCAGGUCAACCGAUCCCACUCUGAAAGCCCUUCACGGCCACAGGAGGCGACGUCGCGUUUCAGCCGCACUGGCACAUGGAAGCGGGAAAACAGCAGUGGAGGACAUGUUGGCAAACACUCCACAUCGUUACCUCGUGUAGGUACAUGGAAAAGGACAGGAAGUUCUUCCUCUGUGCUUUCAGCAUCUUCUGAGUCGAGUGAGAAGGGCCGGAGUGAGGAAGACUCCACGGGCAGGUCUAAAGGAACUUGGAAGAAGACAAAGGCUAGCGCCGAGGUCGGGCGAAGCUCUGAGGAUGUGUGGGUGCGCCUGGAAGACUGUCCUGUCAACAACCCUCGUUCUGCAUCUUCUUGCUCUAUCCAGUCCCCCACUGCUACAAUUGCCCCACCUGUUAUUGACAGCCCCGCCUCCGGCAAGGUAUCGUCCUCCACCUCCUCUUCCUCCUCCAACCUAAACCUCCGACGAAGCUGCGAGAGUUUGGACAAACCACUACCCACAGAGCGCCAGCAGCAGCAGCAGCGUCCCCCACAGGCUCAGCGCGGUGCAACUGUGGCUGCCCGUGUGAGCCCCUUCAACUACACACCCAGUCCCCGUAAAAGCGGAGCUGAAGCCUCCCCUCCUGUAGGUGUCACCACACCUGCCACCCCAUCGUCCGCUGCGUCAGGCCGCCCCUCACUCAUUCCCACCCCUGUCACAAAGAAGCGCGAUCCGAAACCAGGAGAGGGCGGUGGUGAGCGGGGCUCCUACAUCGUCACCUCUGUGUGAUGUCCUGUAAAUAUGAGGUGUACAGAAAGUGUCGUUCUAGCCCCUCCACUACCACCACAAAAAUGAGACGUCAUGUUUUUAUAUCGAUUGUGUAGCGCUUAGCUCCGCCCCCUGUCUGUGCAUGCCCUCCCCCAACAAAGACAGCUGCCACGGUAACAUUAAGUGAUGCUGUGAUGAUCCUGAUGAAACACUGUUAACUUAUUUCUCACUUUUUAUUUUUGCUGCUGAAGGACUAAGAAUAAAGGCAGGCAUUUGAUCUGAAUGAGUGUCUGUCAUUCAUUUCAAGGGCCA
Synchiropus splendidus (mandarinfish) is the source of this 7715-nucleotide messenger RNA. It is a transcript of the gene apc, whose product is annotated as APC regulator of WNT signaling pathway. Bases 648 to 7424 code for a protein of 2258 amino acids. The transcript is spliced from 17 exons. Gene Ontology annotation, cellular component: catenin complex; cytoplasmic microtubule; beta-catenin destruction complex. The record is from RefSeq and is a predicted model, not a curated record. Gene Ontology annotation, biological process: cell fate specification; positive regulation of protein catabolic process; regulation of cell differentiation. Gene Ontology annotation, molecular function: beta-catenin binding; gamma-catenin binding; microtubule binding. NCBI's taxonomy places the organism in Eukaryota, Metazoa, Chordata, Actinopteri, Syngnathiformes, Callionymidae.